GGAUCGGCCAACCUCGACAUGCGCAGAAGCCUCUCCCGCGGCAGCGGCGGCGGCGGCGGCGUCUCCAGAGCCGGAAGGUAAACGACCUCGGCUGCCCGCGGCCCGACGCCUCCCGGGUUAUGUCGGCCCAGGGUGACUGCGAGUUCCUGGUGCAGCGAGCCCGGGAGCUGGUGCAGCAGGACCUGUGGGCAGCCAAGGCUUGGCUGAUCACAGCCCGCAGCCUCUACCCCACCGACUUUAACAUCCAGUACGAGAUGUACACCAUCGAGCGGAACGCCGAGAGGACCGCCACCGCGGGGAGACUGCUGUACGACAUGUUUGUGAAUUUCCCAGAUCAGCCGGUGGUGUGGAGAGAAAUCAGCAUUAUUACUUCAGCAUUAAGGAACGACUCACAGGAUAAACAAACCCAAUUUUUAAGAAGUUUGUUUGAAACUCUCCCUGGUCGGGUCCAGUGCGAAAUGUUACUAAAGGUUACGGAACAAUGCUUCAACACAUUGGAACGAUCGGAAAUGUUGCUUCUACUUUUGAGACGCUUCCCUGAGACAGUGGUACAGCAUGGGGUUGGCCUUGGGGAAGCAUUAUUAGAGGCUGAAACUAUUGAAGAGCAAGAAUCUCCAGUUAACUGCUUUAGAAAAUUAUUUGUUUGCGAUGUCCUUCCUCUAAUAAUUAACAACCAUGAUGUCCGAUUGCCUGCCAAUUUAUUAUAUAAGUACUUGAACAAAGCAGCUGAAUUUUAUAUCAAUUAUGUCACUAGAUCUACUCAAAUAGAGAGUCAGCAUCAAGGUGCCCAAGAAGCAGCCGAUUUAAUGUCACCCAGCAAACGGAGCUCUCAGAAGUACAUAAUAGAAGGGCUGACUGAAAAAUCAUCCCAGAUUGUGGACCCUUGGGAGAGGUUGUUUAAGACUUUAAAUGUGGUCGGAAUGAGAUGUGAAUGGCAGAUGGAUAAAGGAAGACGAAGCUAUGGUGAUAUUUUGCACAGAAUGAAAGAUCUUUGCAGGUACAUGAACAACUUUGAUAAUGAAGCUCAUGCAAAAUAUAAAAACCAAGUGGUUUAUUCCACUAUGCUGGUCUUCUUCAAGAAUGCGUUCCAGUAUGUCAACAGCAUACAACCAUCUCUAUUCCAAGGUCCUAAUGCCCCAAGCCAAGUUCCACUGGUUCUUCUUGAGGAUGUAUCAAAUGUGUAUGGUGAUGUAGAAAUUGAUCGUAACAAACAUAUACAUAAAAAGAGGAAACUAGCUGAGGGAAGAGAAAAAACCAUGCAGAGUUCAGACGAUGAAGAUUGUUCUGCAAAAGGGAGAAAUCGUCACAUCGUAGUCAAUAAAGCGGAGCUUGCUAACUCCAUUGAAGUGCUCGAGAGCUUUAAGCUAGCCAGGGAGAGCUGGGAGUUGCUCUACUCCCUAGAAUUCCUUGACAAGGAAUUUACAAGAAUUUGUUUGGCAUGGAAGACAGAUACUUGGCUUUGGUUAAGAAUCUUCCUCACUGACAUGAUCAUCUAUCAGGGUCAAUAUAAAAAAGCAAUAGCGAGCCUGCACCAUCUCGCAGCUCUCCAGGGAUCGCUUCCGCAGCCGCAGAUCACGGGACAGGGGACCCUGGAACAUCAGAGGGCGCUCAUCCAGCUCGCAACCUGCCACUUUGCUCUGGGGGAGUACAGAAUGACAUGUGAAAAAGUCCUUGAUUUGAUGUGCUACAUGGUACUCCCCAUUCAAGAUGGAGGCAAAUCACAGGAAGAACCCUCAAAAAUAAAGCCCAAAUUUAGAAAAGGCUCCGAUCUGAAGUUGCUGCCUUGUACCAGCAAGGCCCUCAUGCCCUACUGCCUGCAUCUGAUGCUGGCUUGCUUUAAGCUCCGGGCUUUCACCGACAGCAGGGACGACAUGGCGCUGGGCCACGUGAUCGUCUUGCUUCAGCAAGAGUGGCCGCGGGGAGAGAAUCUUUUCUUGAAAGCUGUCAAUAAGAUUUGCCAACAAGGAAACUUCCAAUACGAGAACUUUUUCAACUAUGUUACAAAUAUCGAUAUGCUGGAGGAAUUCGCCUACUUAAGAACUCAGGAAGGUGGGAAAAUUCAUCUGGAAUUACUGCCCAAUCAAGGGAUGCUGAUCAAGCCUUCUAGUCCUCCCAUGGGGUUACUGCAGCAGGAAUUCUUACCUGUGCUUCAGCCCAGCAUACAGACUGCUGACAGGCACCACACAGUCACUCGGGGCAUCACCAAGGGUGUGAAGGAGGACUUCCGCCUGGCCAUGGAGCGCCAGGUGUCACGCUGUGGCGAGAACUUGAUGGUCGUGCUGCACAGGUUCUGCAUCAACGAGAAGAUCUUGCUCCUCCAGACUCUAGCCUGACCGGGGAACCCUUUCCACCAGAGGAAGCCGUGGGAUUUUUUGUGAAGACAUAAAGCAUUCGUGAAUGUUGCCGUUACAACUCUUAGAAAGAAGAAAACCUGAGUUCAACUCCUUGGUUGCUUAAAAAUAGUUCCCAAGAGUCUGAGAAGCUAUCUCUAUUUUUCAGAGUCAUUUUUUGUAAUUUUUGUAAAACAAAAGAACCUGUUUUGUAAAUAAAAAUCAUCCUAAAUUUGGGGCUUUUAAGAA
This is a messenger RNA of Mustela lutreola (European mink), 2579 nucleotides long. It is a transcript of the gene INTS10, whose product is annotated as integrator complex subunit 10. Gene Ontology annotation, biological process: snRNA processing. The transcript is spliced from 18 exons. The record is from RefSeq and is a predicted model, not a curated record. Lineage: Eukaryota; Metazoa; Chordata; Mammalia; Carnivora; Mustelidae. The coding region runs from base 120 to 2333 and encodes 737 amino acids. Gene Ontology annotation, cellular component: integrator complex.